UUAUUUCUCUGUUGACAUAAAAAAUGUGUGAAUAAAAAAUAUUCAUCAACAGAAGGAAAUAUAUCUCAUCCAUUUUAAUUUUUCUUGUGCUAAUUAAAAAGUGUAGUAGUAAUAUAUUUUUCCAAAUGCUGCAGUAAAGUUUAAUCUCUUGAUUAAUCCCUCUCUUCUGGGUUUCUUCAAAUAUCUGUCUUUUGGGAUUCGUGCAAGUGUCAAGUCUACUUGGUUGAAAGUUUAUGGUUGAUUUGGUUUGGACUUUGAAGUGUGUGUGUUGGCUUUGAAAACUAUAGCUCAAUCUCUUGGAUCCUGAAUCGUUAAUUAUCUCAGUUUAAUCGGUGAACAUAGAGCUUAGCUGCUUGGGAUCCGUUUGGCUUUUUUUUCUUGCUGGCUUCAGAUUCCGAGAGGACGGUUUAAAGUUUCAAGCUUUUCAUUUCUCUGAAUCUGUCCGUGUAUUUUGGACGGCUUGGUCUGUGUCUGCUCUCCCGGGGUAUGAACAGAGCAACGGUCUCAGGAGCUAUCGCAUCGAGUUUCUCAUUGACAGAUGCUGUUGGUCCGGAAGCUUUAAAUAUGCAGAGGGGCAGUGGCAUCAAUAAUAUGCGUAUCCCAACAUCACCAAUGUCUUUCUCCUCGAAUAGCAUGAACAUGCCAGGUUCAUUGGUUCCUGAUGGGUCUGCUUCUAUGCAACACUUACCUCAGCAGCAGCAGCAGCAGCAGCAGCAAUUACAACAGCAAGCUGGACAAGGUUCAGGUCCAGUGAGGGAGAACAAUUAUUCCCAUGUCGAUAAGAAACCCAGAUUAGAAGUGAAACAAGAGGAUAUAUUGCAGCAGUUGAUCCAGCGUCAGGACCCCACCGGAAGGAAUCCACAGUUGCAAGCUUUGCUUCAGCAGCAGAGACUAAGGCAACAUCAGCAGAUUCUUCAAUCCUUGUCACCCUCUCAAAGGCUCCAACUUCAGCAACAGCAGCAGUUGAGACAGCAAUUACAGCAACAAGGCACUCAACAGAUUCUUCCUAAUGUACGUCCUUAUGAAGUUGGGGUGUGUGCUCGGAAAUUGAUGAUGUACUUGUAUCACCUGCAGCAACGACCAUCUGAAAAUUGCAUUACCUAUUGGAGGAAAUUUGUGGCGGAAUACUUUUCUCCUCGCGCAAAGCAAAGAUUGUGCUUGUCACAGUACGAAAGUGCUGGGCACCAUGCACUUGGCAUGUUUCCACAGGCAGCUCCGGAUAUGUGGCAGUGUGAUCUUUGCGGCACCAAAUCCGGAAAAGGAUUUGAGGCAAAUUUCGAUGUGCUAGCCAGACUUAUUGAAAUCAAAUUUGCGAGUGGCAUCAUUGAUGAGCUCUUAUAUCUGGACCACCCACGAGAAAACAGGUUUCCCAAUGGACUGAUGAUGUUAGAAUAUAGAAAAGCUGUUCAGGAAACUGUACAUGAGCAAUUUCGAGUUGUCCGUGAGGGCCAUCUUCGCAUCAUAUUCUCUCAAGAUCUGAAGAUACUGUCUUGGGAGUUUUGUGCUCGGCGUCAUGAAGAGCUUCUUCUUCGCAGACUUAUUGCUCCACAGGUGAACCAGUUGCUUCAGGUUGCACAGAAAUGCCAGAGCACGAUUUCAGAGAGUGGGUCAAAGGGAGUUUCUCAGCAGGAUUUACAGUCAAACAGUAACAUGGUCUUGGGAGCAGGACGGCAGCUAGCAAAGUUUAUGGAAUUACAGUCGCUGAAUGAUCUUGGCUAUCCAAAAAGAUAUAUCAGAACUCUACAGAUAUCAGAAGUUGUCAAGAGCAUGAAGGAUCUGAUGAAUUUCACUGCCGAUCACAAAAUUGGCCCUAUUGAGGGGUUGAAACAGCUUCUGGAACAGACGGCGACCGUGAAGCUCCAGAGACAGAAAAUGCAAGAGCUGGAGCAGUUUGGAAAUACUGGAGCUAUGAGUGGCCCAGCUCAAGCUCAAAUGGCCUUGUCUUCAGGAACGAUGAACGGCUCAACUGCCAACAACUCCAAUAAUCACCAUCAAAUUGUUGGUCGUGGAGCUAUGAAUGGCUCAGCUCAGGCUGCAGCAGCUCUGACCAAUUACCAAAGUAUGCUUAUGAGGCAAAAUGGUAUGAAUAACCAAAACUCAAAUACGGGCAAACAAGAGGGGUUCUCAAGUCAGAAACCAACCCCGAACCCAAACCAGAGUCCAUCUUCUUCGUCUCAGCAGAGUCAGAACUUAGCUACUGGUGCAUUUCCCAGCUCUCCUCAAAUGGAACAGCAGCAGCACACCAUGAAUGGCGGUCCCAACAUGCUUCCGCAGAAUCAUCCUCAUCAUUUGCAAUCACCACAUUCACAUGGUAACAAUCAGGAACAGCAGAUGCUUCAGCAGCUGUUGCAGGAGAUGUCUGAAAAGGGAGCGAGUGUGCAACAGCAACAAGCCUUUUCAGGUCAAAGUGGUAGCAACAGUAACACAGAGAGAAACACAACUGCCUCUAAUCCCAACAUCUCAGGAGGAGGUCGAGUUCCAAGCCGCAAUAAGAGUUCCAAAGCAGCCUCAAACAACAACCUUCAUUCAGAAGAUAUAUCACUUCCAGAAAUAUCUCAUGAUUUCUCAGAAGAUGGCUUCUUCAACAACAACGAUAUCUAUGGUGGCUUGUAAUAUCCAAACAGAAACAGAUGCAUAGGUACUUUGACUAACACAGUGAAAGAGAGUUUAGGCUUCUUUUUCUCAUUUAGGUUGGUUUGGUCUUUGUAUAGAAAGUUAGAAACCAAAGAGAUAUGAGACCAACGAAGGAAUCUGUGAUUUAUUGUAAGCUACAUCUCCAUAGGCACUUUAGCUUUUCUCUGUUUAGUGAUAGUGAGAUGAAAUCUUAGAUUAUGUUACAUUUUU
This is a messenger RNA of Capsella rubella, 2844 nucleotides long. Its product is annotated as probable transcriptional regulator SLK3. Gene Ontology annotation, cellular component: nucleus; transcription regulator complex. Bases 487 to 2613 code for a protein of 708 amino acids. The record is from RefSeq and is a predicted model, not a curated record. Lineage: Eukaryota; Viridiplantae; Streptophyta; Magnoliopsida; Brassicales; Brassicaceae. Gene Ontology annotation, biological process: positive regulation of transcription by RNA polymerase II; negative regulation of transcription by RNA polymerase II. The transcript is spliced from 10 exons.